AUGAAGAAUUACGAAAAUAAAGAUGUUUCAGUUAACCAAGGAACAUGGAAAGUGGAGGGUCUAGUAAAUAUGAUCCAAAACUUGGUUAAUCAAAUUGUUAUUGCAUUAAAUAACAAAACAAAAUCAAAGCAAGACAAUAUUGGUAUGGCAGAACGUACCUUAUUUGCUUCUUUUAGAAGAAAAAAUGAUAAAAAUAUAGGUCAAACCAAAAGAGGACAUCUGGUGGAUUAUAAUUUUACAUUUCGGAUAAAUGAAAGUAUAUUGGAAGUUUUUAUUUGUGAAUUUGCAGGUGCACCAAGUUGUUUGACAGAUGAAAUUGUUAGUCUAAUGAUUAAUCUAAGAGUAUAUGGAGGAAUUUCAAAUGAAUUCCAAUUUGUGAUUUAUGCAUUUGGUAUAGAAAAUGGAUUGCGAGAUGUUAGCUUAGUGUCUCCUGAAGAUUGGGGUGGACUUGAUGGAAUAUGGUACGAAAGAUAUAUAAAGGAAGCAAAAAAAUUCUAA
Messenger RNA from Entrophospora sp. SA101, 498 nucleotides. The record is from the annotation of a GenBank genome assembly. NCBI's taxonomy places the organism in Eukaryota, Fungi, Glomeromycota, Glomeromycetes, Entrophosporales, Entrophosporaceae.